GGGAGAUAAAGAAAAAGGCAACCAUGGGAAAGAGAGUGGCCAUCAUUGGAGCUGGCGUCAGUGGCUUGGCCACCAUCAGAAGCUGUCUGGAAGAGGGGCUGGAGCCCACCUGCUUUGAGAGAAGUGAAGACAUUGGGGGCCUAUGGAAAUUCUCGGACCAUGCAGAGGAAGGCAGGGCUAGCAUUUACCAUUCUGUCUUUACCAACUCUUCCAAAGAGAUGAUGUGUUUCCCAGACUUCCCGUAUCCCGACGACUUCCCCAACUUUAUGCACAACAACAAAAUCCAAGAAUACAUCACUGUAUUUGCCAAGGAAAAGAAUCUCCUGAAAUACAUACAAUUUAAGACACUUGUCUCUGGUGUAAAAAAACGUCCUGAUUUCUCAGUCACUGGACAAUGGGAUGUUACCACUGAAAGGGAUGGUAAAAAAGAAUCCACUAUCUUUGAUGCUGUAUUAAUUUGUUCUGGACACCACGUGUACCCCAACCUACCAAAAGAGUCCUUUCCAGGACUAAAACUUUUUAAAGGCAAAUGCCUCCACAGCCGGGAAUAUAAGGAACCUGGAAUAUUCAAGGGGAAGCGAGUCCUGGUGAUCGGCCUGGGAAACUCGGGCUGUGACAUUGCCACAGAACUCAGCCACACAGCUAAACAGGUCAUCAUCAGUUCCAGAAGUGGCUCUUGGGUGAUUAGCCGGGUCUGGGAUGAUGGUUAUCCAUGGGACAUGGUGUUUGUCAAUCGAUUUGAAACCUUCCUCAAGAACAACUUGCCAAAAGCCAUCUCUGACUGGUGGUACAAGAAGCAAAUGAAUGCAAAAUUCAAGCAUGAGAACUAUGGUUUAAUGCCUUUAAAUGGAACCCUGAGGAAAGAACCUGUGUUUAAUGAUGAGCUCCCAGCUUGCAUUCUGUGUGGUACAGUGUCCAUUAAGCCUAAUGUGAAAGAAUUCACAGAGACUUCGGCCAUUUUUGAGGAUGGAACAGUGUUUGAAGCCAUUGACUGUGUCAUUUUUGCAACAGGCUAUGGUUAUGCCUACCCCUUCCUUGAUGAGACCAUCAUUAAGAGCAGAAACAACGAGAUCACCUUGUUUAAAGACAUUUUCCCUCCUUCACUGGAGAAGCCAACCUUGGGAAUAAUUGGUUUGGUCCAGUCCCUUGGGGCUGCCAUUCCCACAGUUGACCUGCAAACUCGCUGGGCAGUAAAAGUAAUAAAAGGAACUUGCACUUUGCCUUCUAUAACAGACAUGAUGAAUGAUAUUGAUAAAAAAAUGAGGGAAAAGCUCAAAUGGUUUGGCACCAGCAAGACCAUGCAAACAGAUUAUAUUAAUUAUAUGGAUGAACUUGCCUCCUUCAUUGGGGCAAAACCCAGCAUCCCGUGGCUAUUUCUCACAGACCCCAGAUUGGCUGUGGAGGUUUUCUUUGGCCCUUGCAGCCCAUACCAGUUUAGGCUGGUGGGCCCAGGGAAGUGGCCUGGAGCCAGAAAUGCCAUCCUGACCCAGUGGGACCGGACCCUGAAACCCAUGAAGACCAGAGCUGUCGGAACCCCUCUGAAGCCUUGCUUGCUUUGCCGUUGGGUCAGGCUCCUUGCUCUUCCCAUUCUGGUUAUCGCUGUUUUCCUGGCAUUGAUCCAGUGAUCAUUCUCCCCAAGAUUCUGAAAGUUACUGACAAUACCUGGGGAGGAACUUUUCUAUUUAAAAAUUAAGAAUUUCACACCUCCUACUUUCCUAUUCA
Messenger RNA from Hyaena hyaena (striped hyena), 1722 nucleotides. RefSeq names its product dimethylaniline monooxygenase [N-oxide-forming] 3. The record is from RefSeq and is a predicted model, not a curated record. NCBI's taxonomy places the organism in Eukaryota, Metazoa, Chordata, Mammalia, Carnivora, Hyaenidae. Gene Ontology annotation, molecular function: N,N-dimethylaniline monooxygenase activity; flavin adenine dinucleotide binding; NADP binding. Bases 24 to 1625 code for a protein of 533 amino acids. The transcript is spliced from 9 exons.